GUGUGCAGGCGUGAGGUGAGAGGAAUUCACCGACAAGAGGAAGAGAUGGGUGGAAUGAGGAACGAACGGCUGAGCGAAACAGUGCAAUAUCAUCCAUUUUAUGACGACGCCAGCUGUAGUAAACGCAUGGCAACUGAACGAGAACGACGCCUUUAUACUUUUGUUUCCGACAUUUGUGAGAUGGAAAAUACGAAAAAGCAUGAAAAAUUUGGGCGAGCUACUAACUGCUUCCCUGUCUGCUUUCUAUUGCGUUUGAUGGCUAUAGUGUUGAUGCUCAUCGACUUUGCAACAAUAAAACCACUGUGAGCCUCGAUGCAAACACGAUGUAUCAGAUGGCGAUCGGUAUGCAAAGUAAUGGCA
This is a messenger RNA of Saitoella complicata NRRL Y-17804, 360 nucleotides long. RefSeq lists its product as uncharacterized. The coding region runs from base 46 to 306 and encodes 86 amino acids. NCBI's taxonomy places the organism in Eukaryota, Fungi, Ascomycota, Saitoellomycetes, Saitoellales, Saitoellaceae. The record is from RefSeq and is a predicted model, not a curated record. The transcript has 3 exons.